Molecule: messenger RNA, 1359 nt
Organism: Salvia splendens (bonfire salvia)
Lineage: Eukaryota; Viridiplantae; Streptophyta; Magnoliopsida; Lamiales; Lamiaceae
Product: mediator of RNA polymerase II transcription subunit 31-like
Exons: 8
Coding region: 649-1131 (160 amino acids)
Biological process (GO): regulation of DNA-templated transcription
Cellular component (GO): mediator complex
Molecular function (GO): transcription coregulator activity
Source: RefSeq, a predicted model, not a curated record
UGACAUCAUAAGUCUGCAUUACAAACCCUAAUUAUUUUGCCUCAAAUUCUUUUUCCUAUUUCUCCAAUUUCCAAAUUCUCUCUUCACAUUUCACAAAUUCCCUAAUUCUCGUUUCGUGCCGCCGGUGUCCUGCUCUGCCACCGGUCGCCCUUGCUCUACCGUCGGACUAUUGCUUUGCCACCGGUCGCCCUUGCUCCGCCGCUGGCUUCCUGCUCCGCCAGCAACAGCUUUCAGCUUUCCUUCGUAGCAAGGUUUGCUGGAUUUUCUCCAAUUCGUCAUUUCUCUGGUUUUCUCUGGAUUUUCUUCGAAUUCAUAAACACGUGCUGAGGCUCCAAUCACCCCCAUCCCAUUUAAAUGCCUGGGGAGGAUUUACCGGACGACUUAGAGGAGCCUCAUCCCGUGGCACUCAGCUUAAGGAACUAGAGGACGUUCCUCCUGAGCUAGAGAAUAUCUUCACAUUUUUUGACGUAGAAGUGUCAUCGGAAGAAGAAGGGGAAGAAGAGGGGAUGAAGAAACAGUUGGAGUACAUUCACCAAUAGCACCUGAUCAACCUAAUCUCCUGAUCGAUACGGAAGAAAAAUCAUACAUCUUAGGGAGGAUGGAAUGCUCUAGUCUACCCUACCAAAGAUGUAGCUAAUAUUUGUCUUGAUGUUUUUCAUAAGAUUGUUCUCCCGGACGCCUUCUUUCAAAAAAGUCUUAAGCAACACCACAUUGGAGUUUAUUGGCUGGAAUUCAAGGUACUUUGAAGAUGAGGCAUUUAUCGGAUACCUGAAAUAUCUUCAAUAUUGGGAAAGGCCCGAGUAUUUAAAGUUUAUUAUGUAUCCCCAUUGCCUCUUCUUCCUUGAGCUUCUGCAGAAUGCCAACUUCAGAAAUGCAAUGGCACAUCCUGUAAACAAGGAGUUGGUGCACAGACAGCAGUUUUACUUCUGGAAGAACUACAGAAACAACCGGUUGAAGCACAUUCAACCGAAGUCACUUCCAGAAUGUUCAAUUAGUGUAGCCCUGGCUUCUGCAGUCGCUCCGGGAUUGCCACUGACUACCAUCCCAGCUGCUGCUUCCAGCAUCCCUCCAGCCCCUCCUCAGGCUCCAUUGCCGAUGCAGUAUGGUUCUACUUUUGAGCAGGUUGAUUAGCUUCUCGAGCGACGAGUACAACCUUAGCAUCAAGAGAUCGAAGAAUUGCGGAAGCUAGUAAAAGUUCUCAGUCAGCCAGUUCAAGCAAGUUCAAGAGUCUAGAAGAAGUGGCCAGUAGUAUUUGAACUAAAUUGUGGAAACUAGUAGUAUUGGAACUUAAUUUGUGAUUUGAUUGAAUUGAAGUGUGAAAAAAUAUUUUGUAUCUAUGUAAAAUUUGAAUUUUUGUCA